AUGGCUUCCGGCGCAAAGAAGCUGAUCCCCUCCGAUCCGGAAAAGGUCAUGGUCAUUCGCAAGGUCACGCCCGACAUUGUCACGUUCAGCACUCCCUUUCAGCGCAUGGGACGCAUCAGCAUUGGAGGAAGGGGAACUCUCGUUCGCCUGCAAAACGGCUCUCUCGCGAUAUUCUCUCCCGUCGCCUUGACAGACUCCGUGAAAGAGACGACAGCAUCGCUCGGAGGUCCUGUGAAGUACAUUGUCGCUCCAGAUCAAGAACACCACAUCUUCUUGGAGGCGUGGCAUAACGCCUACCCGCAAGCUACUAUCCUCGCUCCCGACACUCUCCCAGACUAUCGCUCCAAGCAGUCCUACCCUUCCCUCUCUACGGCAACAUGGCAUCUCUUCAAACCGCACCCCGCUCCCACCACCGUCUCGCCCGACUUCGACGCCGACUUCGACAUUGAAUACGUCUCUGCCCAUCAGAACAAGGAACUCGCCUUCCUUCACAAGCCAUCACGCACCCUCAUCCAAGCCGACAUCCUCUUCAAUCUCCCCGCGACCGAGCAGAUGAGCAAGUCCGGCGUCUCACCCACCCAAGGACUGUUGACCAAAAUCUUCGCGGGACUCAUGCACACAAGAGGCGAGGCGACAUGGCAGAGGAGAAUGAUUUGGUAUGGCACAUCGGCGGGUGAUCGGAAGGGAUUCAACGCGAGUAUCGGCAGGAUCGCGAAGUGGGACUUUGACAGGCUGAUUCCAUGUCACGGAGAUGUGAUUGAGACUGGCGGGAAGGGCAUAUUCGACAAGGUUAUGAAGUGGCAUCUGGAUGCGUUGAAGCAGCAGGAGACGGCGAAGUGA
Zymoseptoria tritici IPO323 is the source of this 840-nucleotide messenger RNA. RefSeq lists its product as uncharacterized. The record is from RefSeq and is a predicted model, not a curated record. The coding region runs from base 1 to 840 and encodes 279 amino acids. Lineage: Eukaryota; Fungi; Ascomycota; Dothideomycetes; Mycosphaerellales; Mycosphaerellaceae. The transcript is spliced from 2 exons.